UACUUCUUGCAAAACAGUCAACUUCUAAUUACUUUCUAAAAUUGCUGUUGGUAACCAUUACCGGAGAUAUGGCUGGUUUGCUCGAACAAGCAAAGCAAUUUGUUUCCGAUACAGUGGCGAGCAUGGCCAAGCCUGAGGCGACUGUAACUGAUGUUGAUCUGAAAGGCAUCGACCUUGGCUCUGUCACCUACAACGCUAAGGUCAACGUUUCGAAUCCUUACAGCACGCCUAUUCCCAUCGGAGAGAUUCGUUACGUUCUCAAAAGUUCUGGCAGUGUGAUAGCGACGGGAACAGUACCUGAUCCAGGUUCACUUAAGGGGAACGGUGACACAUUGCUAGACGUUGAGAUUAAGGUGCCGCACAGUGUGUUAGUAAGCUUGGUGAAGGACAUUGCUGUAGAUUGGGACAUUGAUUACGAGCUUCAAGUCAACCUAGUUGUUGACCUUCCACUCAUUGGUGACAUUAGCAUACCGGUAACUAGUAAGGGUGAGGUCAAACUUCCUUCGCUCACCGACUUCUUUACCUAAAUCGAUUCAAAGAAGGAAAAAUAAGAUUGUGAUGAUCACAUGUAAUUCCAAAUAUGUUUUAACGCGUAGUCUCGUAUAAGUAAUUGAAUUUGAAGGAUGUGUAUUUAUAAAUUCGCCUCACAUACUUAUUUGUUCCGCAUUUUAUAUUCUACCACAUUGUAUCAACUUCGACCUACUUUCAGAUACAAUAAGAAUUUAAUCUAUUUCAAUUA
Messenger RNA from Helianthus annuus (common sunflower), 739 nucleotides. Its product is annotated as desiccation protectant protein Lea14 homolog. The coding region runs from base 69 to 527 and encodes 152 amino acids. Gene Ontology annotation, cellular component: cytosol. The record is from RefSeq and is a predicted model, not a curated record. Gene Ontology annotation, biological process: response to desiccation. NCBI's taxonomy places the organism in Eukaryota, Viridiplantae, Streptophyta, Magnoliopsida, Asterales, Asteraceae. The transcript is spliced from 2 exons.